Mangifera indica (mango) is the source of this 664-nucleotide messenger RNA. RefSeq lists its product as uncharacterized. The record is from RefSeq and is a predicted model, not a curated record. The transcript has 4 exons. Gene Ontology annotation, cellular component: EKC/KEOPS complex. NCBI's taxonomy places the organism in Eukaryota, Viridiplantae, Streptophyta, Magnoliopsida, Sapindales, Anacardiaceae. The coding region runs from base 107 to 403 and encodes 98 amino acids.
CGCUGCCGUUUUCAUCCCACUAAAAUCUUGAACCCUACUGCCUUGUUUUAGAAUUGCCAGUUGCCUUCAGUUCUCCCUCCAACUGAGCCCUUGAAGCAGAGAAGAAAUGGCUUCUACAGCAGCUUCAGAUGACUCCAAAUGGGAAUUUAGCUGUGACUUUGAAAUAGAUUAUGAGUCUGAGGAGAAUGCUUCCAUGAUCUUUGCGGCAUUAGCUGUUGAUAAGGAGUUGCAGCCAGAUAAAGUAAAAAGGCAGAUGUCAGUUGCUAAUGGCAAACUUUCAGUACACUUCGAGGCAGUUGAAGCUAGGUUUCUUCGUGCAUCAUUUUCUGCCUUUGCGGAUGUGCUUACACUUGCAACAAAAACAAUUGAACAGUUUGGUCAAGGAAUGGAUUGUCACGCUUAAUGAUACUUGGAUCACCAGUUGUGAUGCUUCAUUAGCAAAUUGAGCUCAAGUUCAAUCAGCAAUCUGCUAUUGUGGUUUACGCUAAGUAUGAUUUGUAAUUUAACUUCUGAGAUCACGUACCCCUAGCGAUGUAUGUCUGUGGAGACUUGUAGUGUUAGUUUACACUCUUAGGCCAUUGGCUCCAAGAAGUUAGAAUCAUAGGAAAGCUUUGUAAGAUUCUUGUUAUAUUUAUGGUGGCAAUUUGUUGAACUCAUUCAUUCA